Messenger RNA from Henningerozyma blattae CBS 6284, 1539 nucleotides. It is a transcript of the gene DRN1, whose product is annotated as Drn1p. The transcript has a single exon. The record is from RefSeq and is a predicted model, not a curated record. Lineage: Eukaryota; Fungi; Ascomycota; Saccharomycetes; Saccharomycetales; Saccharomycetaceae. The coding region runs from base 1 to 1539 and encodes 512 amino acids. Gene Ontology annotation, cellular component: post-mRNA release spliceosomal complex. Gene Ontology annotation, biological process: mRNA splicing, via spliceosome. Gene Ontology annotation, molecular function: RNA lariat debranching enzyme activator activity.
AUGUUAAAAUCUAAAUUAUUAGUAGUUCAUUCUCUUCAAGAAGACUUAGCAACCGUCAUAGAAAAAGUCGUUUCUCUUCAUAAAAAGCAUGGACCAUUUACUUCUUGUUUAGUGUUAGGAGAAAUAUCCGAUACAUUUAAUGAGUUAGAAAGUCGUAUUUUUCCAGAUUCAGACAAUCUUCCACAGUUAUUUUUAUUAGAGAAUAAACUAUUUGAAGAAUCAGGAUCAAGAGUUCUAAAGAAUGGCGUUAAAAUUUUAGGAGGCAUAGGGGUAUUUGAAUUCUCUAAUGGAAUACGGUUAGGAUAUAACACCAUAUCAUCAAGUGAACUCACGUCAAAGAAAAAUGAAAUUUUGUCACAAUUUUCUAAGAAUACUUCAAAAGUAGACUUAUUAAUUACAAAAGAAUGGAGCGUAUCUAUUUCUCACCGAGAAAAUAGUCUUGGUGGUAAUGAAGUUAUUGAUAAAUUAAAUAAGAUUUUUGAACCUCGAUAUCAUUUUAGUUAUAAAUAUACACAAACGUUCUUGGAAUUAAAACCUUUUUUAUGGCCUGAUUCAGAUAGAAUUACACGUUUUAUGAAUAUUGCGGCAUAUAACUCAGGUUCUAAAUGGGCGUAUGCUUUUGAAUUAGAUUUAACGAGCACUCUACCUCUAAAUCUAUCCAGUUUAACUUCAAAUCCCUAUAUGGACAUAAUAAAAAAGCGUAAAUUAGACGGGAAUAAUGCUAGUAAUAAACUUUCAGCUAAUAAUCAAUUAAAUAAUACUAUGCAAGAAACACAUCCCAUUAAAAAACCGAAGAUUGUUUUACCGACUGAUUGCCAUUUUUGCUUUACAAACUCCAAUAUUCAAGACCACAUGAUUAUAUAUAUUGGCUCCCUUGCGUAUCUAACAAUUGCUAGGGGUCCAUUAACAACUCCUAAAGGUGAAAUGGGGUUUUCAGGGCAUUGCUUGGUUGUUCCAAUUGAACAUAAAGCAAAAUUACGGACAAAGCACGAGAAUGACUUUACUGCUUCUACAAAUCUAGAUAUUGAAAUGCUACAAUUAGAAAAGAGUGUUGUAGCAAUGAAUUUCUUAAAAUUUGAAAUGUGUACCGUCAGUUUUGAGAUUCAAAGCGAAAAGUCUUUUCAUUUCCAUAAACAAAUAUUCCCAGUUCCUAAGUAUUGUAUCAUGAAGUUCAAGGACUCACUUGAUAGACAAUUAUAUAUGAACAAUGAAAAAUAUACUAAAAACACUAAUCUCACGUUUAGUUUGUUUCAUUCAAAUACAGACAAGGAGUAUGAGGCAUUAGUAACAAAUCCACUUGUUAAUUAUUUACAAUUUACAGUAUACGAAACACCAUCUUCCUCGAAGCUUUAUCUUGCUCAAUUUGAUCCUGAAGAUAGAAUUGACCUCCAGUUUGGAAGGAGAGUUCUUGCUUAUAUGUUAAAUCUUCCACGCCGUGUGAGAUGGGACUCUUCGAUUUGCAAUCAGACUAGGAAGCAAGAAGAGAAUGAAGUUAACUUGUUUCAAAAGGCCUACAAGGACUUUGAACCAAGCAUUUAA